AAGUUCAAGCAGAGGAGUGCUAGCAUCCUAACUUUUCCUCUGGGCUCAGUUCCAUUUGAAUAUUUAUUGAUCCCUCCCGUUAGACAGUUUCAAGUUGCACAGUGCUCACCUUUCUUACCGGAUAAAAAGAAAGGGAGGAAAUAUUUGGACUAUCUGUCUGUGCUCCUGAAGUGGCCUAGACAUGAAGACUCUUAUUAAAAUUGUGUCCAUCUGCCUGAUCAUCUCACAACUGACUGAUGGAAGGAAAUUCCGGGGCAACAGAGCAGACACUGAGCCUGGAAAGGGGAUGAAGACGUCCUAUGAACCUAAAUCAGUUUUCAGGCUCUACACUGAUGGGGAAUACAUAGAGGAUAUGUGCAGAGUUGAGCUCUUCCAGCUUCACACACUGGACGCUUGUGGUUUCAAUAGCAGCCAUCCUCUGGCUAUCAUCAUUCAUGGCUGGUCGGUGGACGGAAUGAUGGAGAAAUGGAUUUCCAGGUUGGCAUCAGCACUAAAGAGCUCAGAGGGAAGCAUCAAUGUGGUGAUUGCAGAUUGGCUGACUCUGGCACACCAGCACUAUCCUAUAGCAGCUCAGAACACACGCAUAGUGGGACAGGACAUUGCCCAUCUGCUGAGGUGGCUAGAGGAUUUCAAACAAUUUCCUUUGGGAAAAGUGCAUUUGAUUGGCUAUAGCCUUGGCGCUCAUAUAUCAGGAUUUGCUGGGAGUAACCUAGCUGUGUCUGGGAAAACCUUGGGAAGAAUAACUGGUUUGGAUCCUGCAGGUCCAUUGUUUGAGGGAAUGUCUCAUACUGACAGACUCUCACCUGAGGAUGCUAGGUUUGUGGAUGCCAUCCAUACAUUUACCCAACAGCGCAUGGGACUCAGUGUGGGCAUCAAACAGCCUGUUGCCCACUUUGACUUCUACCCUAAUGGAGGAUCAUUUCAACCAGGGUGCCAGCUGCACGUGCAAAACAUUUAUUCACAUUUAGCCCAGUACGGGAUUAUGGGAUUUGAGCAGACUGUGAAGUGUGCCCAUGAGCGCGCUGUGCAUCUCUUCAUUGACUCCCUGUUAAACAAAGACAAGCAGAUUAUGGCCUACAAGUGCAGCGACAACACAGCCUUCGAUAAGGGCUACUGCCUGGACUGCAGAAAAAACCGCUGUAACACUUUGGGUUAUGACAUCAAGAAAGUCCGCACUGGAACAAGCAAGAGAUUGUUCCUCAAAACCCGUUCACACAUGCCAUACAAAUUGUUCCACUAUCAGUUCAGGAUCCAGUUCAUCAACCAAACUGAUAAGAUCGACUCCACCCUCACAGUCUCUCUAACCGGGACACUGGGAGAAAGUGAAAAUUUACCCAUAACACUAGUUGAGGAGAUUUCAGGUAACAAGACCCUUACGUUCAUCACUCUGGAUACUGAUAUAGGUGACCUGAUGAUAAUGCGCUUUACCUGGGAGGGAAGCCCUAUGUGGGCUAACAUGUGGAGCACGGUUAAGACCAUGAUACCUUGGGGCAAAAGUAGCAGAGGACCACAGCUCACUGUAGGGAAGAUUACAGUGAAAUCUGGAGAGACCCAGAAGAAAACUACGUUUUGCGCACAGACAGAUGACAGCAUGUAUAUUGGGCCGUCGCAGGAGAAGGUGUUCGUGCGCUGUGAAAAGAAACGCGAGAAGCCGCAGCAGCGGAUCAUGAUGAAGCACGGCUAAAGCAGACUCACCUCACAUCCGGACUUACGGAUUUCCUGUAAUAUAUUCAUGUUUUAACUUGUAUUUUUUAAGAGAAAUUAAUGGCAAAAUGUAUACGGAUGUUUGAUGUUAAACAUGGAUAAGCGUGUAUCAGAUAUUUACAUUUCUCUCAUGCUAACCUGAAUGCUACCACACACCCUCUCGCUCUCGAUCCAAAAUCCUGCCAUCAAAUGUCAACAAACAAAGAGCGUUUUUUAUUGGCUGGAAAAGCACCCGCGCUCUCUCUAUUUUGCUUCGUUCAGAUUAUUUUAAAGGGUUAGUUCAACCAAAAAUGAAAAUUUCUGUCAUUAAUUGCUCACCCUCAUGUUGUUCCACACCCGUAAGACCUUCGUUCGUCUUCAGAACACAAAUUACGAUUUUUCAUAAAAUCCGAUGGCUCAGUGAGGCCUGCAUUGCCAGCAAGACAAUUAACACUUACAAUGCCCAGAAAGCCACUAAAAACAUAUUUAAAACAGUUCAUGUGACUACAGUGGUUUAACCUUAAUGUUAUGUAGCGACCAGAAUACUUUUUGUGCGCCAAAAAUAAACAAACAAAAUAACGACUUUAUGACCAUAUCUAGUGAUGGGCGAUUUCAAAACACUGCUUCAUGAAGCUUUCAAGCUUUCCGAAUCUUUUGUUUCAAAUCAGUGGUUCGGAGAUUGUAUCAAACUGCCAAAGUCAUGCCCCCCAGUGGUGAACCAUUGAAAUUUCGAAACACUAAUCACAUAACGAAGCUUCAAUUACUGAAAUCAUGUGACUUUCGUGCUCCGUCCGAACCACUGAUUCGAAACAAAAGAUUUGUAAAGCUUCAAAGCUUCAUGAUGAAGCAGUGUUUUGAAGUCGCCCAUCACUAGAUAUUGUCAUAAAGUCGUUAUUUUGUUAUGGAGAGACUCUCAGACUUCAUCAAAAAAUAUCUUAAUUUGUGUUCCGUCUUACGGUCUUAUGGGUGUGGAACGACAUGAGGGUGAGUAAUUAAUGACAGAAUUUUCAUUUUUGGGCGAACUAACCCUUUAAGAGCCUAUGGUGUUGCCAAGUUCGUGGUUUUCCUGUGAAAAAGGGCUACUUUUACAUUUAUUUUGAUUAGCAGUUGGGCAGGUUUUGUUGUGCAGACCUGGCAACCCUGAAUUUGACCCAUGAGUAAUAGCAACAACAGCAAAAGUGUAACAACUUACUUGGUACCUGAUAUAGCACUUGAACAUGGAUAAGAGCUGAUGUCUCUGUCUUUUUUUAAAUUUAAUUUCCCAACUAUUUGAAUCAGGUGGCUCCUUGGGCUUGGUGGCAUUAUAGGAUUGGAUAUACAUUUUUGACUGACUCUUAUCAGUCUCCCCACACCAGAGUGAACAUUGUCCCAUUUCAUAUAAUUUAUAAAAGUCAGGAUUCCUUUAAGGAUAUAUGAUGGCCUUGAGUUUCUGCCGCAACUACAUUCUUUAACUUAAAGAAAACAUCGUCUGUGCAUUUGUGUGCUGUAGGUAUCUUCAGUGUAAACAGCCUGUAAUAAAAUAUGUUAAAGUUUAAUAUGUUUGUUUUCAAUUGUCUGAAUAUGUAUGAAUGAAUUGUUCAUAAAACCCCCUCAUGAUAACACACCAUAAAAAAUAGGAAAGUUACAUCAGGUGCAUCAUGCACGUUUAUUUAUUUUGGUACGGGAUGAAACAUGACCACAGGACAGCUGUUUAUUUAGAGUGAAAAGUACCCUGGUUCAAAUCCUAACCUAACACUGGGGAAGAUUUAUCCACUUUCAAGUCAUUUGUAUGGCAUUACGAUAUAGAUGCUUUCUUCUAGUUAUCAUACAUCCUGAAAUACUUUUAGCCAUAUUAGGUUUUUUAAGCUAAAACUCAAUUCAAAUUUAACGAUAGUGGAUGACGUGUGACUGUAAUGGCUUGUUGAAGACUUCAUCAGCUGUUCUUUUGAAAUAUAUUUUUAUACACAAACCAAUUUAAAAACCAUGAACUAGUGCAGAUUUGCAGAGAAUACAGGCAAUUAAUAUGGUUUACUUCAACACAUGAAUAUAUAUUACCAGAUAGUGAAAGAAGCUUCUGAUCAAGACUAUUUUAUUAAUGCAUUUCAAGUACUUUAAAAAUUACAUUUUGUUGCACAAUACUUUUUGCAAAGUACUUAGUAAAAAUUUUCAAAAGUGAGCGCAAAAAGAAGAAAGAGAGAGAGAAAAAAAACUACAAAUGAAGCAAAAAAAAAAAAAGAAAA
Molecule: messenger RNA, 3902 nt
Organism: Ctenopharyngodon idella (grass carp)
Lineage: Eukaryota; Metazoa; Chordata; Actinopteri; Cypriniformes; Xenocyprididae
Gene: lipca
Product: lipase, hepatic a
Biological process (GO): lipid metabolic process
Molecular function (GO): apolipoprotein binding; triacylglycerol lipase activity
Source: RefSeq, a predicted model, not a curated record